Dentiscutata heterogama is the source of this 284-nucleotide messenger RNA. The record is from the annotation of a GenBank genome assembly. Lineage: Eukaryota; Fungi; Glomeromycota; Glomeromycetes; Diversisporales; Gigasporaceae.
GAAUAAAAGCAAAGAUAUAGAGAAGAAUGCGAAAAAACUAGAAAUAACCUCAACAUGCUUAGAAGCGAGCCAGAAGCAUGAACUAGCUCAAGCUCUACAUAGUAACCUCUCUACAGACUGGUCUGAAGAUACUGAAAAGGAGUUUUCAGUAAGUGAAGACUUAACAGACACGGCAUCAAGCUCUUUAGAAAAGACAGAUAAUUUGUCAGAUCAAGUUAUAGAACAUUCUAGAAAAACCUUAGAUAAAUCGAAUGAUCUAUAUACACCAAAAAUUUCAAAGACAG